Molecule: messenger RNA, 3804 nt
Organism: Hyaena hyaena (striped hyena)
Lineage: Eukaryota; Metazoa; Chordata; Mammalia; Carnivora; Hyaenidae
Gene: NEMP2
Product: nuclear envelope integral membrane protein 2
Exons: 9
Coding region: 450-1715 (421 amino acids)
Cellular component (GO): nuclear envelope
Source: RefSeq, a predicted model, not a curated record
GUUGUUCCUGAAGGGCCUUUCUCUUCAAGAGGCAUCACUCAGGAGACCUCUGAGAACUGAGACUUAAAACCCCGCAGGUCACGGGUCAGGGAAGUUUUAGGCAAAAUUCAGAGAGGUGCUCCCCUCCCCCAGCCGCAGUUUCCACCCUGGCGCAGGGACCGACGGGACUGGGCCACGGCCCAACCGCCUCAGGGGAAGACGAGGCCCGGAAGCCUCAGGCCGGUAGCGGCUGGGACAGGGCUCCCGGGAGCCCCCAGGCCUGGGCCAGCCGUCGCCGCGAGCCGCGAGCUCCAGCAAGAGCGUCCUGCCGACUCCUCCUCCGCCCUGGGAAGGCGGGGCCUCCGCCCUUCCCGCGUGCGGGUCUCGCCGCCCCCCAGCCUCCUCGUAGGCCUUGCGCCAUUUCUGCUUCCAUCGGCCGAACGGGGGCGCGGAGCCGGUCCCGGGGCGGGAUGCGGCCGCCCCUGGGGCGGUGGUGGCUGCUAAUCUGGCUGCAGCCCUUGUCCGCACAGCCUGCUGGCGCGGUGCGCGGAGAGGAGGCGGCGGCGGCGGCGCUGUCAGUUCCAAGGUGUAAAGCUCUGAAGGAAAAAGAUUUAAUUAAAACUUCUCAGUCAGACUGUUACUGCUACAAUCGAAAUUCCCAAAUGGAGUGGAAAUACGUGUGGUCAACUCUGCAGGUGAAAAUUACCAGUUCAGGCCUGCUCAAUAUUGCAUAUAUCACAGGAAGACAUAAUUGUCAGUAUCCAGAAACCAUUCUUUCUUUUAUCAAAUGUGUGAUUCAUAAUUUUUGGACACCAAAGGAGUCAAAUGAAAUAACCGUAAUCAUCAAUCCAUAUGGAGAGACCAUGUGCUUCUCUGUGAAGCCUGUCAGGAACAUAUUUAUCUAUACAAUUAGUGUGAAUCGAAACAUUGUGGAUUUCAAACUCUUCCUUGUGUUUGCAGCAGGUGUUUUCCUCUUUUUUUACGCAAAGACCUUGAGUCAAAGUCCUGUUUUCUUUUACUCUUCUGGGACCGUGCUAGGUGUUCUAAUGACAUUAGUCUUUGUCCUGCUUCUGGUGAAAAGAUUUAUUCCUAAGUAUAGCACCUUUUGGGCUCUAAUGGUUGGUUGUUGGUUUGCUUCAGUUUAUGUUGUGUGCCAAUUGAUGGAGGAUCUGAAGUGGCUAUGGCAUGAAAACAGAAUAUAUAUAUUAGGCUAUGUCUCAGUAGUUGGAUCUCUCAGCUUUGCUGUUUGCUACAAGCAUGGUCCCCUUGUUGAUGAAAGAAGCGUGACUCUUCUAACGUGGACACUGCGGCUCCUCGCCCUGGUUCUGAUCUACUGUGGGGUCACAGUGCCCCAGGGCUCCUAUGCAGCUCUGAUCCUCAUCCUGGCCUCCAGGAGUCUAUGCUACCCACUGAAGGCAUUCACUUAUAUGAGGUGGAAAAUGAAGAAAUGGUGGACCUCCGAGAAGCCUGUGGUGAAGUAUCUCACUGAAGAUGAAUACCGGGAACAGGCCGAAAUGGAGACGAGUAGCGCCCUGGAGGAGCUGCGUGGAGUCUGCCGCAGGCCCAACUUCCCCACGUGGCUGGUUGUCUCCAGACUGCAGGCUCCGAACAAAUUUGCAGACUUUGUUCUUGGAGGAAGCCACUUGUCACCUGAAGAAAUUAGUCUGCAUGAAGAACAAUAUGGUUUUGGGGGUGCCUUCUUGGAAGAACAGCUUUUUAACUUGAGGACUGCCUGAUGACCACCUGUGCAUUGACUUCAUUCUAGACAAGAAGUGGGUUAAGGGCAAGGAUCCUAUUAACAUUGGGCAGAACUAUCCUAGGAAACAGUGGAAAAAACAUUUGCUUAUGGAGAAGAGUCAUACUGGAAAGGAAAACUAAACACUGUUGAAGAUAACUUCUCAUUUUUGGUGACUUCUGCACUUAUUGGAGUCAUCAAGAUUCUACGAAGAGUCAUUACCACUUUCCUUGAAUAAAGACUUUCAUUAGGAACAAGAGAAUCAUGUUGAUCUUCAAGGAGCAAGUUAACAUGAACAUUUGCCUUGUCAACACCAGGGUAUUAAAUCUUCCCUGAACCCUCAGAACCUGUGUCUGAAGACUGCAUUGCUCUUCCUACAUGUUAUCAAUAUAAGUGCUGGAAGAGACCUGAGUGAGAUAUGCUGGACCAGUGUUUUCCAGAGUAUAAUCCACAGGGUGCUAAUAAGUGCUAGUCAGCAAAGGGAUUCUGAGGUCAACUAAGAUAGAAACAAAGUUAAACAAAAGUACUGCUGGACUUCUCAGAGCCUUUAAUACUGCCAGUGCACAUUGAAUCUCCUAGGGAGAAAUUGUGUGCAGCCAUUUCUGACUUAAUUUGGCCACAGAACCCUUUUUCAUGAGAUUUAUAUUCCUUGGAGUAGUUUGGAAAAUGUUAAUGAUGGCAGAAUUGAGGUUUGGGGAGGUUCAAUAACUCAUCCCAAACUACAAAGCUGUUUAGAUCCCAAACUACAAAGCUGUUUAGAGGCAGCACUGGGACUAGACCUCAGCCCUAAUGUUUCCGACAACUCAGGGUUAAGAAGACACCUUCAAAGGUGAGCCUAGGGGCCAUCUCCCUACAGCCUUAGAUCACAUAAUAUUGAUUUUUUAAAAUUUUUUAAUAAUGGACAACUAUCUAUUUGAUAACUAUGAUAAACAUUUCCUAAGAUUAUAUUUUAAAGCUUGAUAAGAUUUUUAUAGACAUAUACAUUUUAGAAGAAUUAUUUUUUAUAAUUUUUUGUAUAUUGAAAUUGAAGAAAUUUAACAUCUUGUGACAUUUUGAGUUGACUGGUCCAUUUUUAAAAAUUUAGUUAUAUAUGUUUGUAACAGUUUCCUACAAGAGAGAUUUGUGAUCUGUCUUCAGAGAACAAAUAUUUUUUCUUGAUUCUCCAGAGUGAAAUGACCCUAAGCUUUGAUCCUGGGGAAGGAAGGCCAAAACAUAAGAGGUGAGAAAAGAUGUGAACAUGGCAAAACAAUCUCCGGGUUAAGAUGUGCUAAAUUGAUUCACUUUAAGAAGUUUUUGCUGUGAUGGGUCCUUAAAGAGGCAUACAGAAUGAGGAAUCUCUUUUUAAUAGAAGAGAUACGGAUAUGGAGGAGGGACAUAUGGAAAAUUUAGGAGCUGCUUUCCUGAGCCAAGUUCAGUAGAACGUUUCUAAAUUGUCAAAACGAGAACAUGGUUACCCAUUUGAAACUUUCUAAGUUGAUUUUCAAAUAAUAUUUCCUCUUUGAAGCAGUGUGUCAGUAUUUUACAAGUUCCUCCUUUUGCAAGAUACCUUUCAAUAUUAAGAGCUUUGCAGUUUUUGUGAAAUGCACUAAAUUCAAUCUGUGCUUUCACAUAGAUUGAUUUCAAAUAUCAAAGAAUCUUCCAUUCAAAUUUAUGAUGAUUAUUAUGAUGACUGUUUUAUAAGUGAAAACAGUUCUGACGUUUUCGUUGUAGUUUUAUCUGAAUUUUUUAUAAUUAAAUUUAUUGCUGGUAUGUUAUAAAUGUAUCAGAUGUAUCCAUGCUGUGCUCACCAUGUUCACCUCCCAAGAGGCAGUCUGUGACAGAAUGUGUGUCUGAAUAACACGUGAACAGGCAGCUGCAGUCCCCAUGGGCCAUCCCAGCCAAGACAGCCACUGGGCCUUACCUAUGCCGCUUUGAAGAGGGGCUGGCCGCUGCAGAAGGAAGCCCUAGUGGCUCAAGCUGGGUGUGACCAUCACAAUAAAAACAGCUAGCGAAAGAAAACAAGAGACUUCCAAGAUGCUGUUUUUUGGUGUUUAUUUUAGAAGAAAUCAUGGAUUUAUCCGUUUCUGUUAUGUGAGUACUAUGAAAAGUGA